Molecule: messenger RNA, 4797 nt
Organism: Myotis davidii
Lineage: Eukaryota; Metazoa; Chordata; Mammalia; Chiroptera; Vespertilionidae
Product: low-density lipoprotein receptor-related protein 1B
Exons: 24
Coding region: 1-3105 (1034 amino acids)
Molecular function (GO): protein binding; calcium ion binding
Source: RefSeq, a predicted model, not a curated record
AUGACAGAGCCACAGACCUGUACGUUGAAGGAUUUUCUCUGUGCCAAUGGGGACUGCGUCUCCUCCAGGUUCUGGUGUGACGGGGAUUUUGACUGUGCGGAUGGCUCUGAUGAGAGAAAUUGUGAAACUAGUUGUUCCAGAGAUCAGUUCCGAUGUUCCAAUGGUCAGUGCAUAUCAGCAAAAUGGACAUGUGAUGGUCAUGAGGACUGCAAACAUGGCGAGGAUGAGAAGAACUGCGAUCCAGCUUCUCCUACUUGCUCAUCAAGUGAAUAUAUAUGUGCCAGCGGAGGAUGUAUUUCAGCAUCUUUGAAAUGUAAUGGAGAAUAUGACUGUGCUGAUGGUUCAGAUGAGAUGGACUGUGUGACUGAAUGUAAGGAAGAUCAGUUUCGAUGCAGAAAUAAAGCCCACUGUGUUCCAAUUAGAUGGCUGUGCGAUGGAGUUCAUGACUGUGUGGAUGGCAGUGAUGAAGAGAACUGUGACAGAGGAGGAAAUAUAUGUAGAGCAGAUGAGUUCCUUUGCAAUAAUUCCCUUUGCAAACUCCAUUUCUGGGUGUGUGAUGGAGAGGACGACUGUGGAGACAACUCUGACGAAGCCCCGGACUUGUGUGUCAAAUUUCUUUGCCCACCCACGAGACCUUACAGAUGCAGAAAUAACAGAAUAUGCCUGCAGUCUGAGCAGAUGUGCAAUGGGAUUGAUGACUGUGGGGACAACUCAGACGAAGAUCACUGUGGUGGUAAGCUUACAUAUAAAGCAAGACCUUGUAAAAAAGACGAGUUUGCUUGCAGCAAUAAAAAGUGCAUUCCCAUGGACCUCCAGUGCGAUCAGCUGGAUGACUGUGGAGACGGUUCAGAUGAACAAGGCUGCAGAAUGUCUUCCACUGAAUAUACCUGUGAAGAUAAUGUGAAUCCAUGUGGAGAUGAUGCAUAUUGUAAUCAAAUAAAAACAUCUGUUUUCUGUCGCUGUAAGCCUGGAUUUCAGAGAAACAUGAAAAACAGACAGUGUGAAGAUGUUAACGAAUGUUUGGUCUUUGGCACAUGUUCCCACAAAUGUAUAAAUAUGGAAGGAUCGUAUAAAUGUGUGUGCGAUCAGAAUUUUCUAGAAAGAAACAGCACCUGCAUAGCAAGAGGCUCUGAAGAUGAAGUUCUCUACAUUGCUAAUGACACUGAUAUCCUGGGUUUUAUAUAUCCAUUCAACUACAGUGGCGAUCAUCAACAAAUUUCUCAUGUUGAACAUAAUUCAAGGAUAACAGGGAUGGAUGUAUAUUAUCAAAGAGAUAUGAUUAUUUGGAGUACUCAGUUUAAUCCAGGCGGGAUUUUCUACAAAAGGAUCCAUGACAGAGAAAAAAGGCAAGCAAACAGUGGCUUGAUUUGUCCUGAAUUUAAAAGGCCCAGAGACAUUGCAGUUGACUGGGUAGCAGGAAAUAUUUAUUGGACUGAUCAUUCUAGAAUGCACUGGUUUAGUUACUACACCACCCACUGGACCAGUCUGAGGUAUUCUAUCAACGUGGGGCAGCUGAAUGGCCCCAACUGGCUGGCUGUGGAUCAUUUCAGCGAGCGGAUCUACUGGGCUGACCUUGAGCUCUCCCUCAUUGGCAGCGUUCUGUAUGACGGCUCCGACUCCGUGGUCUCCGUCAGCAGCAGACAAGGCUUGCUACAUCCACAUAGGAUUGAUGUCUUUGAAGAUUAUAUAUAUGGAGCAGGACCUAAAAACGGUGUAUUUCGAGUACAAAAAUUUGGCCAUGGUUCAGUAGAGUACCUAGCUCUAGAUGUUGGUAAAACAAAAGGUGUUUUAAUAUCUCAUCGCUAUAAACAACUAGACUUACCCAAUCCUUGCUUGGAAUUAGCAUGUGAAUUUCUCUGUUUGCUGAAUCCUUCUGGGGCCACCUGUGUGUGCCCGGAAGGAAAAUAUUUGAUUAAUGGCACCUGCAAUGAUGACAGCCUGUUAGAUGAUUCAUGCAAAUUGACUUGUGAAAAUGGAGGAAGAUGCAUUUUAAAUGAGAAGGGUGAUUUGAGGUGUCACUGCUGGCCUAGUUAUUCAGGAGACAGAUGUGAAGUAAACCACUGUAGCAACUACUGUCAAAAUGGAGGAACUUGUAUACCAUCCGCUCUGGGGAGACCCACCUGCCGCUGUGCGCUGGGAUUCACUGGACCAAACUGUGGCAAGAUGGUCUGUGAGGACUUUUGUCAGAACGAAGGGACCUGCAGCGUGACUGCUGGGAACCAGCCUUCCUGCCACUGCCCGCCUGAACACACGGGGGACAGAUGCCAGGACUAUGUGUGUCACCACUACUGUGUGAAUUCUGAAUCCUGUACUAUUGGGAAUGACGGAAGCGUUGACUGUGUCUGUCCAACACGCUAUGAAGGACCAAAAUGUGAGGUUGACAAAUGUAUAAGAUGCCACGGCGGGCACUGUGUUAUAAAUAAAGACAGUGAUGAUAUAUCUUGCAACUGCACCAAUGGAAAGAUUGCCUCUAGCUGUCAGUUAUGUGACGGCUACUGUUACAAUGGUGGCACAUGUCAGCUGGACCCUGAGACAAAUGUACCUGUGUGUCUAUGCUCCACCAACUGGUCAGGCACACAAUGUGAGAGGCAAGCCCCAAAGAGCAGCAAGUCUGAUCAUAUCAGCACAAGAAGCAUUGCCAUCAUCGUGCCUCUGGUGCUCCUGGUGACUUUGAUAACCACCUUAGUCAUUGGGUUAGUGCUUUGUAAAAGAAAAAGAAGGACAAAAACUAUUAGAAGACAACCUAUUAUCAAUGGAGGCAUAAACGUAGAAAUUGGCAAUCCAUCUUACAACAUGUAUGAGGUGGAUCAUGAUCACAACGAUGGAGGUCUUCUAGAUCCCGGUUUUAUGAUAGAUCCAACAAAGGGCAGGUAUAUAGGGGGUGUGUCCAGUGCUUUCAAGCUUCCACAUACAGCGCCACCCAUCUACUUAAACUCUGAUUUGAAAGGACCACUAACUGCUGGGCCAACAAAUUACUCCAAUCCAGUGUAUGCAAAAUUAUACAUGGAUGGGCCAAACUGUCGAAACUCCUUAGGAAGUGUUGAUGAAAGGAAAGAAUUGCUUCCAAAGAAAAUAGACAUUGGAAUAAGAGAGACGGUGGCAUAAUCAGCGAUGCCUUUUAUAUACUGUAAAAAAUGUAUAAAAUAUAAGGAUUACUUUUGUAUGUUCCAACAGUAUUAUACUUGUUUUGGCAUCAGCAUUACCUCUUUCUUUAUCUUUUCCCUGGUUACUUGUUUUCUGAGUUUUAUUUUUUGCUGAUGACCAUUGAUUGACCAUUUGUAUGGUAUUUUUAUGAAACAAGAACUGCACUACAGUACAAUUUACAACAAUGCUGCUGAUAUGACACCCCUUUGAAUUUGUUAAAAUUAAAAACAACAUAGUCCUUUGUAGUGUGAAUAUGAGCAAUCUAUUUUAUAUGAAAUUUUUUGGUUCUACUUAAUCCACAGUGUGAGUCUCUAUACUUUUUCAUUAUGUGGUCUGAAACCUGUAAUACAAUGUCAUUUUACUUUUAUGUUUCAAUUGGUAAAAGAAUGAUUGAAAGGUUGACUCUCUUCUUUGCGCCCAUUAUGAUUGAUUCCUACUUCUGAAAAUAUAUAGCCCUCACAAGUUCAGCAUCUCCUGCUUUGAAAUUAGCCUUAGAUUGCCAACUGAUAGAUGAGAAUUUUGAGGAAAAUCUUUGAAAAUAUAUAAGAUGAAUAAUUUGCAUGAACACAUAUGACUACAUUUUCCAAAAUUUAGUGAACUAUAUGAGAUAUACUAAACAUAUACACCCUGCAACCAAUAGUUAUAUUUAGGUGGUAGAACAUAGCAAAACUAUAACCCAGAGUGGAAAAACCACAUUGCUGUGCGAUAAGACCUUUUGUUCUCCCUCAGUCCUGAGGUAAAUAGCCAGCCUAGAGCACAACAGGGUAUUGGUUGCUGACCUCUUAGAAAUCUCUUCCCAAUCAUGUUCAUUUUGUGGAAGAGCAACCCAACCUCUUCCCACACAGAACACUAAAGAGUAAUACGUAAGCACACAAAUUGAUGACAGAAUUUCAAUUAUGUGAAUGCAUUUUCUUUUCUAGGUCAAAAAGAAGCAAAACAGUCAUUAUGGUAUAGAGUAAUUGAUAAAUAUUUUUAGUAUACGGUAUGACUAAUUCAUUAUUUUCCCUAUCAAAAAUAUAUUCUUAAAGGACUUGCCCAGUUAUAGGAUAACUAAUUAUCUGCCCAUAAUCAAAGGUGGAGGGAAUAAAUGCUGACCAGUUUCCCUGGUACCCUGGUUUCUUUUUGUUAUGAAAAAACACAUGGACCCCAUUCACUUGUUGGUUUGUUUUCAAUUUUUAAUUGAAACAAGUACGAUUUAUUUAAGUUGUAUAAAAAAGGAUAGCAUUUUUAUACAAAUAUCUUUAAAGGCACAAAAGAUUUAUUCACAAGGUAAGGAGGGCUUUUUGUUCCUCUAUAGACAUGACUGACUUUUAGCUGUCAUAAUGUAUUAACCUAACAGAUGAAAUAUGUUUGUGGUUGCUCUUAUCCCUUUGUACAAGCAUUAAAAAAAACUGCUGUUUUAUAAAGAGACUUUUUGUUGUACUAUGUGCAUGCAUACUACCUAUUUCUAAACUUUGCCAUAUUGAGGCCUUUAUAAACUAUUGAUUUAUGUAAUACUAGUGCAAUUUUGCUUGAACAAUGUUAUGCAUAUCAUAAACUUUUUCAGGUUCUUGUUUAAGUACAUUUUUUAAAUUGAACAGUAUUUUUCAUUUUGGUUAUAAUAGUCAUUUUGCCUAUGUUUCUACAAUGAAGUGUUAAAUACUUUAUAAAAAA